Molecule: messenger RNA, 1719 nt
Organism: Lodderomyces pseudojiufengensis
Lineage: Eukaryota; Fungi; Ascomycota; Pichiomycetes; Serinales; Debaryomycetaceae
Exons: 1
Coding region: 1-1719 (572 amino acids)
Molecular function (GO): NADH dehydrogenase activity
Source: RefSeq, a predicted model, not a curated record
AUGUUCGGUAGACUUACAACAAGAAGACUUAUAUCUCCAAGAAAUGUAUUUCAUAACAACAAUAAUAUCAUUACUAAAAAUAUAUUCAAUAAACAAUUUAAAUACAAUUAUUCAACUUCAAACUUAAAUUUAAACGGUCCAAAAAAGCAAAAAUCACUUUUUAUAAGAAUAAUAAAAUAUAGUUUUGGAGCUGCAUUAUUAGGAGUUACAGGAUUUAUUGGAUUUGUAGCUUAUAAAGUUUAUGAAGAAACUCAUCCAGUUGCUCAAAUUCCACAAUCUGCUACUUUUCCAAAUGGUGAAAAAAAGAAAACUUUAGUAAUAUUAGGAUCAGGUUGGGGAGCAAUGCCAUUUUUAAAAGGUUUAGAUACAACUUUAUAUAAUGUUAUUGUUGUUUCACCAAGAAAUUAUUUUUUAUUUACUCCUUUAUUACCAAGUGUUCCAACAGGAACUGUUGAUAUGAAAUCUAUUAUGGAACCAGUUAGAUCUAUUACAAGAAGAUGUAAAGGUCAAGUUGUUUAUUUAGAAGCUGAAGCAAUUGAUAUUGAUCCUGAAAAUAAUACUUUAAAAGUUCAACAAUCAACGACUGUUUAUUCUGGUCAUUCUAAAGAUAGUUCAUCAUCAAGUCAUCCAAAAAAACAUGAAGAACAUAGUUUAGAUCAUAUUAUUGCUAAUAUAAGUUAUGAUUAUUUAGUUGUUUCAAUUGGUGCUCAACCUUCAACUUUUGGAUUACCUGGUGUUGCAGAACAUUCUACAUUUGUUAAAGAAAUUGGUGAUUCUGCAAGAAUUAAAAAGACUUUAAUUGAUUUGGUUGAAGCAGCAAAUAUGUUACCUGAAAAUGAUAAAGAACGUAAAAGAUUAUUACAUGUUAUUGUAUGUGGUGGGGGUCCUACAGGUGUUGAAGCAGCAGGAGAAAUUCAAGAUUAUAUUGAUCAAGAUUUAAAAAAAUGGGCACCAGAAGUUGCAAAAGAUUUAAGAGUUACUUUAGUUGAAUCACAACCAAAAGUUUUACAUACUUUUAACCCCAAAUUAGUUGAAUAUACAAAUCAAGUUUUUAAGGAUACAAAUAUUAAUUUAGUUACAAGUGCAAGAAUUACAACAGUUGAUGAUAAAUAUGUUACGGUUUUCCAUAAAAAUAAUCAAUUGACUGAAGUUGUACCAUAUGGUAUGUUAAUUUGGGCAACUGGUAAUGCAACAAGAGAUUUUACACAUAUAAUAAUGGAUAAAAUUCCUGCUCAAAAAGAUGCAAAAAGAGGUUUAUUAGUUGAUAAUCAAUUAAAAUUAAAAGGUUCUAAUAAUAUUUUUGCUUUAGGUGAUUGUACUUUUACAAAAUAUCCUCCAACAGCUCAAGUUGCUUAUCAACAAGGUGAAUAUUUAGCUACUUAUUUUGAAAAAUUACAAAAAGUUGCAAGUAUGAGAUAUAAAUUAUCUCAUGAAUCAAAUCCUUCAGAAUUUGCAAUUCAAAGAUGUGAUAGAAUGGAAGGUAAUUUACCUCAAUUUGUUUAUAAUUAUCAAGGUUCUUUAGCUUAUAUUGGUAGUGAAAAAGCAGUUGCUGAUUUGGCUUGGGGUUCUUGGUCAAAUGUUUCAACUGGUGGUAAUUUAACCUUUUUGUUUUGGAGAUCUGCUUAUGUUUAUAUGUGUCUUUCUGUUAAAAAUCAAAUUUUGAUUUGUUUAGAUUGGUUGAAAGUUGGAUUAUUUGGUAGAGACUGUUCUAGAGAAUAG